GACUUUAACUUGCUUCCCCUGAGAUCAAGGAACACACUAUGGUUUUGGAAAUGCUGAACCCAAUGCAUUAUAACAUCACCAGCAUGGUGCCCGAAGCUGUGCCCGUGGCCACCAUGCCAAUCCUGCUGCUCACUGGCUUCCUUUUUCUGGUUUGGAAUUAUGAGGACACAUCCUCAAUCCCAGGUCCUGGCUACUGUAUGGGGAUUGGGCCCCUCGUCUCCCACUUCAGGUUCCUGUGGAUGGGGAUCGGCAGCGCCUGCAACUACUACAACAGGAUGUACGGAGAGUUCAUGCGAGUCUGGGUGUGCGGAGAGGAAACGCUCAUCAUCAGCAAGUCCUCGAGUAUGUUCCACGUGAUGAAGCACAACCACUACAUCUCCCGCUUCGGCAGCAAACUGGGGCUGCAGUGCAUCGGCAUGCACGAGAACGGCAUCAUAUUCAACAACAACCCAGACCUCUGGAAAGCUGUUCGACCUUUCUUUACAAAAGCUCUGUCCGGCCCGGGCCUCGUGCGCAUGGUGACAAUCUGUACGGAAUCCAUCAUAAGGCACCUGGACAGGUUGGAGGAAGUCAGGCGCGAGUCGGGCACUGUCGACGUGCUGACCCUCAUGCGGCGCAUCAUGCUGGACACCUCCAACGCGCUCUUCCUGGGGAUCCCCUUGGACGAAAAUGCCAUCGUCAUUAAAAUCCGGGGUUACUUUGAGGCAUGGCAAGCUCUCCUUCUCAAACCAGACAUCUUCUUUAAGAUUUCUUGGCUAUACAAAAAGUACGAAAAGUCUGUCAAGGAUUUGAAAGAUACCAUAGAAAUUCUGAUAGAAGAAAAAAGACACAGGAUUUUCACAGCAGACAAACUGGAAGACUGUAUAGAUUUCGCCACUGAGUUGAUUUUUGCUGAGAAACGUGGCGACCUGACAAGAGAGAACGUGAACCAGUGCAUACUGGAAAUGCUGAUUGCAGCACCAGACACCAUGUCCGUCUCGGUGUUCUUCAUGCUAUUUCUCAUUGCAAAGCACCCCAACAUUGAAGAGGCAAUAAUGAAGGAAAUACAGUCUGUUGUUGGUGAAAGAGACAUAAGGAUUGAUGACAUUCAAAAAUUAAAAGUGGUGGAAAACUUUAUUUACGAGAGCAUGCGGUACCAGCCUGUGGUGGACUUGGUCAUGCGCAAAGCCUUACAGGAUGACAUCAUUGAUGGCUACCCAGUGAAAAAGGGGACUAACAUCAUCCUGAAUAUUGGAAGAAUGCACAGACUUGAGUUUUUCCCCAAGCCUAAUGAAUUUAAUCUUGAAAACUUUGCAAAGAAUGUUCCUUACAGGUAUUUUCAGCCAUUUGGUUUUGGGCCCCGCAGCUGUGCAGGAAAAUACAUCGCCAUGGUGAUGAUGAAAGUCAUCUUAGUCACACUUCUGAGACGAUUCCACGUGCAGACACCGCAAGGUUGCGUGUGUGUCGACGAGAUGCAGGUAAAAAGUGACUUGGCCGUGCACCCAGAUGAAUCUAGCAACUUCCUGGAUAUGAUUUUUAUCCCAAGAAAUUCAGACAAGUGCCUCAAAUGCUGAAGAAGAUUGGUCAGUACCUGCUCCAGAGCACUUCUCACCAGUAGUUC
Messenger RNA from Molossus molossus (Pallas's mastiff bat), 1600 nucleotides. Its product is annotated as aromatase. Gene Ontology annotation, molecular function: oxidoreductase activity, acting on paired donors, with incorporation or reduction of molecular oxygen; heme binding; monooxygenase activity. Bases 39 to 1553 code for a protein of 504 amino acids. Lineage: Eukaryota; Metazoa; Chordata; Mammalia; Chiroptera; Molossidae. The transcript has 9 exons. The record is from RefSeq and is a predicted model, not a curated record.